AUGCAAUACAUUUCUUUCUUUCUUUCUUUCUUUCUUUCUUUCUUUCUUUCUUUCUUUCUUUCUUUCUGUUUUUUUAUCCUACACAUUUCUUUCUUGAAAAAUAUCUCCCCUGUCCUUUGUCGACGCAUUCAUUUGCCACUUCAUUUAUCUAUUAAUUCCUUCAAUUUUUCAUUCAUUACCUUGUUUGUUCCAGAGUUACUUUUUUCUUUCUACUUCUACUUCCUUCCAUCGAUAGCGUCCCAUCCAAUCAUGGCAGUAAGAAUUCACUGGCAGCGAACCAAGCCAUUCAUCCCAUCUGCAGAACUCGAUUUUAUCAUCCGAACUCCGUCCCCACCCCUAGAACAACACACCCUACAACCAGCUAUCUCUUUACGUACUCGGCCUCAGAAGUUUUCAUCUUCAACUUCAUCUAGAAGUUUUCUCACUUCAUCGAAUUUUUACUCUGGGUCUCUCUCCCACCCUGAAGCGGUGCUCAUCGUCCAGAGUCUUUUGUAUGCCCGGCCGCUGUAA
Acanthosepion pharaonis is the source of this 510-nucleotide messenger RNA. The record is from the annotation of a GenBank genome assembly. Lineage: Eukaryota; Metazoa; Mollusca; Cephalopoda; Sepiida; Sepiidae.